AUCAGGUCUGGUACAGGCAGUUUGCACUUGUGUCACUUGUGCCAUUUCCACAUCAUAAUCAUUGAAGCAACAGCAGCAGUGCCGUCGAGUACGCGAAGCUCAUUGCAUUACGAGAGGAAGAGUUCGAGAGUGUAUAUUUAAUAACUCAUCAUCAUCGUCGGGGGAGAGAGCCUCCACAUAUGAGAUAUAGUGAGGGUGCUGGCAAGAAAUGUGUAUGUGAUAAUAGCAAUUUGUUUUAGUGCAAUUUUGUAAUUACGAACAUCCCCCUGCCGUUGGGACGACCCGGGGGCGCCAUCUGACCUCGAGUCCCUGAAGAAGUAAAAAGUCGGUCACCGCCUACUGGACAGCGAAGAGAAAAGUGCUACUACUGCGGUUAGAUUCACUGUGCAAAACACGAGACAAAGUUUCGAGAAAGUGCAGACGAAGCUAUUAAGUCGUCGGAAUACCCGCGGGAUUAUUUCUGUUCGCGCGCGCUCACACCUUUUGCUGUGUGUUCGUUCCGUAUGAAGAAAGGGUCAACGUGUGGUGUCGAACCCGCUGUCGCCGCCGUCAGUUCCUGAUCCGGCGCGCCUAACCUCCAAACGUCCGGAUCACCCCGUAAACCGGUCGUCGUACCGUGUCUGUGACAGUGUUUCCAAUUGAACGGCGCAACGCAUGCAUUCACCGCACGGAUCGAUUCGCCGGCCAUCGACCAAGACCAAGCCACCGCAGCAGCUGUCGUCGUCGCUCGGUCGAGGAGAAAUUGCUAAAAUAAGGCCAGCGACGAUCGUCCUACCCGACGACGGCGAUCAACGGCCGACGUACAUAACCUAGAAAAAGCGCACACUGCGCUCACGAACACGGAUUACCAUAUUGCACCUCCCUGCUGGAGAGGGCAGCGCAGCACUGUAGCAUGUAAACGAUUCGUCGCCACCGUGAAUUGUUGAUGCGCAUCGCGCUCGCCGGAGGUUCUACCGGGUCGUGCGGAAAUUGCCGAUUUGUUGGCAGUUUUGUUUUGCCCGUUGUAAAUAUUAGCGCGCGAUUUUUCUUUCCUGGUAACGAUCGACGGAAGCGCAAGGAGAGGUGUACAUAAUUAAUGAUUUAUGGUACAAAUAAACCGGCAACAGCAGCGCCAGCGGUCAGCUCGAUGAAGUCCAAAGUUCAAACUAGCAUUAGGCAGAGCACGCCCUCGUUGGGUCGAUGGGGCCGAUCGACGGUCACGUCCAGCCCGAUUGCCAUCCCGGCCGGCGCAGGAGGAGGAGGAGGUGGCGAUUCCGAGUACCUCGGUGCAAGUCCACCACACAGUCCGAAUUCACCGCCGCCGAUUCCUCCGCGGCCCGUCGCCCGGCAGUCCAGCUUCACCAAGAUUGGCUACAUGAUCAACACGGCCGUUAACGGGACCAAGAAGCAGUUUAUCAGCAGUACCAGUGGAGGCAAUGGCGAUACAUCGUGGUGCUUUUCACAGAUAAAGGGUGCGCUGGACGACGAUGUGACCGACGCGGACAUCAUCUCGUGCGUGGAGUUCAACCACGAUGGCGAACUGCUGGCCACCGGCGACAAGGGCGGCCGGGUUGUCAUAUUCCAGAGAGAUCCUGCCUCGAAAUCGUCGAACCCGCGGCGCGGCGAGUACAACGUCUAUUCCACCUUCCAGUCACACGAGCCCGAGUUCGACUACCUAAAAUCGCUAGAAAUAGAGGAGAAAAUCAACAAGAUCAGAUGGCUCCGGCGCAAGAACCAGUCGCACUUUCUGCUGUCCACCAACGACAAGACGAUAAAGCUGUGGAAGGUGUCGGAGCGGGACAAACGGGUCGAGGGGUACAACACGCGGGAGGACAACGGCAGCAUACGGGACCCGGCGAUGAUCAGCUCGCUGCGGGUGCCGUCGAUAAAGCCGAUGGACCUGAUGGUGGAGGCGUCGCCCCGCCGGAUCUUUGCCAACGCUCACACCUACCACAUCAACUCGAUCUCGGUCAACUCGGACCAGGAGACGUACCUGUCGGCGGACGAUCUGCGGCUGAACCUGUGGCACCUGGAGAUCACCGACCAGAGCUUCAACAUCGUCGACAUCAAGCCGGCCAACAUGGAGGAGCUGACGGAGGUCAUCACGGCGGCCGAGUUCCACCCGACCGAGUGCAACGUCUUUGUCUACUCGAGCAGCAAGGGCACGAUCCGGUUAUGUGAUAUGCGGUCGUCGGCGCUCUGCGACCGGCACGCGAAGCUGUUCGAGGAGCCCGAGGACGUGGACAUCACCAACAAGAGCUUCUUCCGCGAGAUCAUCAGCUCGAUCAGCGACGUCAAGCUGAGCAACACCGGCCGGUACAUGAUCUCCCGCGACUAUCUGAGUAUUAAGGUGUGGGAUCUGCACAUGGAGACGAAGCCGAUCGAGACGUACCCGGUCCACGAGUACCUCCGCACGAAGCUUUGCUCGCUGUACGAGAACGACUGCAUCUUCGACAAGUUCGAGUGCUGCUGGAACGGCAACGACAGCUCGAUCAUGACCGGCAGCUACAACAACUUCUUCCGCGUGUUCGACCGCAACAGCAAGAAGGACGUGACGCUCGAGGCGUCCCGCGACAUCAUCAAGCCGAAGACGGUGCUGAAGCCGCGGAAGGUGUGCACCGGCGGCAAGCGGAAAAAGGACGAAAUCAGCGUCGACUGUUUGGACUUUAACAAGAAGAUCCUGCACACGGCCUGGCACCCGCUCGAGAACAUCAUCGCCGUCGCCGCAACCAAUAAUCUAUUUAUAUUUCAGGAUAAGUUUUAGCUAAUCGUAAGCGUAGUAGUAAUUAUUAUUGUCAAAAAACAAUUAUAAAUGUGUUUAGGUUGAAAAAGAGGAGGCAGAAGCGGCGGCGGAAGCGCAGAGAAAGAGCGUGCGGGAAGGAUUAAGAAUCAAGAGUGAGGUAGGUGGAAGGGUGAGUGAGAGAUCUAGGAGGAGGAAUUUGAAGCGAUUUGAGGUGAAGUAAGGGGGGGGAAUUAAUCCAGUGGUAUAUUUCGAAUAAAAAGAGAGAAAAGCUGAAAGGGCGCGAGUGCGGGGGAGGGUAAAUUGAGAGGGGUUCAAAACGAUGUGAAAAGCUUUUUAUAAUAUACCAUACAAUAGAGGAGAAAACUUAAACUAAAAAAAACACACACAGCAAAUAAAAAGAGAAAGGGGGGAAGUUAAAAUAAAAAAAAAAUAUUCAAAAAAACAAUUAUUAUUGCUAUUAUCCUUAAUUAAUAAACGAAAGUAACGAAAAAAAGCAAGGAUAAAAGAAACAAACACACGCAACAGAGCAAAAAGUGCAUAAUUAAAGCAGAAAGUGCAUUUUUUUUUGUGGUGGGAUGAAAGGGUUCGAGUGAAAGAUUUGCUGCAAGCGAGUGAGAGCGCGUGUGAGAGAGUGUAAGCUUAAAGCAGGAAUAAGAUGAACAGCAGCAGCAGCAGUAAAAAAACGUAAGGAAGCGCGAUUACGAUUAUUGUAUCAAUUAAUUGAUAGUUUAGUCUUAAAUUUGAUCAUCCCGCGUUGCGCAUCCAUAAUCAUCAUCGCAUCAAAUGUUGCUGUUCAACAGCAGCAGCCCAUCAUCGUCAUCAUAAGUUUUUAUUAUUAAUUACAGAAUUACGUAUCAAUUAGGCCGCGCGCGCGAGUUCGAGAGAUUAAAAGAAGGACGAAGGGGUGAAACACACAAAACACAAUACACACACAAUAGGAACAACAAAGGAGAAAACAAAGUAAAUCAUAAUGCUAUCUAAUUAAAAUAGAAAACAAACAAAAAAAAAAACAAA
Culex pipiens pallens (northern house mosquito) is the source of this 3736-nucleotide messenger RNA. It is a transcript of the gene tws, whose product is annotated as protein phosphatase PP2A 55 kDa regulatory subunit. The record is from RefSeq and is a predicted model, not a curated record. Gene Ontology annotation, biological process: peptidyl-serine dephosphorylation. The transcript has 6 exons. Gene Ontology annotation, cellular component: protein phosphatase type 2A complex; cytosol. Lineage: Eukaryota; Metazoa; Arthropoda; Insecta; Diptera; Culicidae. Gene Ontology annotation, molecular function: protein phosphatase regulator activity; protein binding. Bases 1076 to 2743 code for a protein of 555 amino acids.